Messenger RNA from Fraxinus pennsylvanica, 711 nucleotides. NCBI's taxonomy places the organism in Eukaryota, Viridiplantae, Streptophyta, Magnoliopsida, Lamiales, Oleaceae. The record is from the annotation of a GenBank genome assembly.
AUGGCAGCACGCACUCUCUCCACAGCCCCAACCCGAAUAACCCGACGCGAAUGCAACCAUACGAACCCAUUUUUACCUACCCAGAAUACUCUUGGACUACCCAGAUUACAUAAUUCAUGGAUUGGCACCAUAGCAAUCAAACUCCCGAUCAAUUUCACCAAUGUUAUGCCCUUUUUACCAAAGUACCCUCCCAUCAAAGCCACAGUCUCCUUUAGCCUCCCCACUGCAAAGCCAGAGCCAGUUGUUUCCACUGAGAAAAUGCCCAAAUGGUCGUCAAAGGCAAUAAAGUCAUUUGCAAUGGGCGAGUUGGAAGCAAGGAAGAUAAAGUCCCCGACCACGGGCACCGAAGCUCUUCUCAUGGGGAUCUCGAUCGAGGGAACAAAUUUUGCUUCAAAAUUUUUGCGUGCAAAUGGAAUUACACUUCUUAAAGUGCGUGAAGAAAUUGUCAAAUUACGUGGAAAACCUGAUCUGUACUUUUUCAGUCCUGAGCAUCCGCCUUUAACCGAAGAUGCUCAAAAGGCCCUUGAUUGGGCUAUUGAUGAGAAGCUUAAAUCCGGCAACGACGGGGAAAUUGCUACUACUCAUUUACUUCUCGGAGUAUGGAUGCAUGAAGAAUCACCAGGAUACAAAGUACUGACUGCACUAGGCUUCAAUAAUGAGAAAGCUAAAGAGCUUCGUUCUUUGAUAUCUGAACCUGGAUUUGUAGACUGA